Messenger RNA from Ipomoea nil (Japanese morning glory), 474 nucleotides. Its product is annotated as GDSL esterase/lipase EXL1-like. Bases 24 to 416 code for a protein of 130 amino acids. The transcript is spliced from 2 exons. Lineage: Eukaryota; Viridiplantae; Streptophyta; Magnoliopsida; Solanales; Convolvulaceae. Gene Ontology annotation, cellular component: extracellular region. Gene Ontology annotation, molecular function: hydrolase activity, acting on ester bonds. The record is from RefSeq and is a predicted model, not a curated record.
ACGACGUGGGGGCGCGACGGGCUAUGGUUUUUGGUAUCCGACCUGCAGGGUGUGUGCCCUCUCAGAGAACAUUAGCAGGAGGCAAAUCAAGAGCUUGUGUAGAAGAGUAUAAUGAAUGUUCACAAUUGGUGAACUCCAAGCUCUCAGCUGAGAUUGAUUAUCUAAACAACAAAUUGCCACAAUAUAUCAUUGUUUGCGUAGACAUAUAUAAUCCCUUUCUCGACCUCAUCCAAAACCCUCAAAAUUAUGGAUUCGAGGUUGCUGACAAAGGAUGUUGCGGGACUGGAGUGAUAGAUGUUACGUUUUUAUGCAACAAAUACACCGGUACAUGUCCUGACCACAAUAAAUAUGUGUUUUGGGAUAAUUUCCUUCCCACGGGGAGCGCUUACAGGAUUCUUGUACAUCAAAUCCUCUAAAAGUAUCUUAGUCGUUUCACCUGAACAAAUUGUCAACAAGAAGUUUACCACAACAUUG